This is a messenger RNA of Erigeron canadensis, 738 nucleotides long. Its product is annotated as ethylene-responsive transcription factor ERF061-like. Bases 1 to 738 code for a protein of 245 amino acids. Gene Ontology annotation, biological process: regulation of DNA-templated transcription. Gene Ontology annotation, molecular function: DNA-binding transcription factor activity; DNA binding. NCBI's taxonomy places the organism in Eukaryota, Viridiplantae, Streptophyta, Magnoliopsida, Asterales, Asteraceae. The transcript has a single exon. The record is from RefSeq and is a predicted model, not a curated record.
AUGUAUGAAAACAUCACAAAAUCAUCCAAUUCAGCUUCUUCUUUGCCUAAUUUUAUCUUAAAAAACAUAAAUUCAAACACUUUGGAUUCAAUCUUCUCAAAUAACUCAUUACCCACAUCACCAUCCCCUGUUUUUCCCGCUCAAUCGGGUUCUUCGGUUUACCUCAAACAAAGAGAACAAUUCUUGAAUUUAUCUGCAAAUUUGAACUCCAAACAGAAUUUCACGACAAACCCAUUUGGAUUUAAUAACUAUUUAAUCAAUCCUUACAAGAAAAUGAAAUUGUAUAGAGGGGUGAGGCAGAGGCAAUUGGGAAAAUGGGUGGCAGAGAUCCGAUUACCGGGUAAUCGAAUGAGGUUAUGGUUAGGGACUUAUGAAACAGCUCAGAUGGCUGCAUAUGCUUAUGAUCGAGCUGCGUAUAAGCUACGUGGCAAACAGGCCCGUUUGAACUUUCAAAAUGGAGUUCCAGUUGGGGUGAUUGGUGAUUUGAAGAGGUUGAAUGCUUUAAAGAUUGCUGUAGAUAACAAGAUUCUGACGACUUGUCAGAAAUUGAAAAAAGCCAAGGUUAAGAAGAAGGAGAGGGUACAGGCCGAGGCAACUGUCGCGAAUGAAGGACUUUCGAAUACGUUUUCUUAUUCGGGUGAGUUUCAGAUGGUUGCCGUGGCGGGGAAGGAUGGUUGUUUGUUGGCCGGAAUGCCAUCUUAUGAUCCGGAUUUAAUAUGGGAAAUACUUGCUAACUAG